UUAGGAAUUUUCCAGUAGAUUACCUAUCAAAAGAUUUAAUAUUCGACCAAUUGGCAACGUGGACAAUAGGUGCCACUCGUCUGCACUUUGUUAUAAUCGCAUAUUCAUGCUCUUCAACACAAAGUGGCGCAAACUUCAGAGAAUACGACGGAUCACACGAGAGCGGAUAGACGAGGCUACGAAAGCAUGGCUUGACACCCUGCAUCGGAUGUGGGCGCUGUGGAAGAAAUGCGACGGUGUCAGCAGGACAUUGACAGAUUACUUUGAAACUGCACCGAAUCCUUAUCUCAGCACACUGAGGAUUCUCGUUAACACUACGGAUUUUGACCACAAUACAAAUAGCAAAUCGCUCGCAUUUGCAGUGAUAGAGGAGUUUUCAAAUUGGAUAGAAGAUAGAAAAGAAGGCUACAAGGAAUUUCUUGUUCCUGAUUUGAAGCUAGCGACAUUUAAAUUAGUGCGACAGAAACAUAUGAAACAAAUGCUACUAAUAAAGAAGAUAUCAACAAUAUAUGAAUUUGUAGAGCAUAAAGAAAUAUUCCUACAAAUAAUAAAAGACAUGAUACGAGAAAAAGAAUAUAAGGAAGCUGCACAGUAUGCAGCAAUGUUAAAAUUGCAAAAUCAUUUUAUAGAUCCGAAAGUAUUAUUAUUGCCCCUUAUAUUACAGAAUAAGUUGCAAAUAGUUGAUGAAUUCUUAGUAGACUGUCCAGAGGUUCAAGAAGCCUUGGCAACAUAUUUAGAUAAUUUAAUAGCACCAGGGAGAAAUGGGCAAGUUAUAUUGGAAGAAUUUAUCAGUACAAAUGAUAUACCAGAAGUUAAGAUGUCAUUGACACAAAUUCGCCCGAUAACCAAGCUUGUUGCACGUUUGACAAAGCGACAUAACUUGUCGCCCGAUGUAUGUCCCCAUUUAAAUACAAAACGAAACGAAGGAGCAUUACAAUUUCUUAUAUACAAACGCUAUGUAGAUGGUAGCUUAAAUAUCGCCAGUUGGAGAGAGAUGGUAAGAGAAGCAGUAGUGAACGAUGCCAAAUUACAAACAGAAUUACUUUCUAUGCUAGUUAAUGCUAAUGAUGCAGAAGAAGGUUUAUAUUGGGCAAAAGAAUAUGAAAUACCUAGAGAUGAAUGGCCAUGGUCUAUCGUGCGUGUAGAGGAGCAAAAUGCGCAAAGGGUAAAUGAAGGCGCUUCCACGAGUAAGGAAAGAAGUCGGGAAUUGAAUGAGGAUAAUGUAAAUUAUCAUAUUUUGAAAUUACCAAGAGAAAGAAUAAAAUUAGUAGAUAAUAGACGCAUGUUUGAAGAAUUCCUUGAUAAUGGAUUGAGAGAUGUUACUAUAGUUGGAAUUGAUUUGGAAUGGAAACCUAGUUUUGGUACUAAACAACCUGAACUAGCACUUAUGCAAAUAGCUACUGAGGAUAACGUCUAUAUUCUGGAUGUAACUACUAUUGGCAAUGAUUUAUCUGAGCUCUGGACUGAACUUGGUCUUGUAUUAUUUGGAAAUAAAGACAUUGUCAAAAUAGGAUUUGGAAUAGCACAAGACAUGACUGUAAUACGUAAUAGUUUACCUGCUCUGUCAUCUGUUAAGACACAUGGACAAGGAUAUCUCGAUAUGAUGCUUUUAUGGAGAAAAUUGGUAGAAGAAUAUAACUUUAUUUUCCCAUAUAAAGGUGAUCCAAAUUUUACUAACAAGAGCUUAAGUAAGCUUGUGGAAUUAUGUUUUGGACAAAGACUCGAUAAAUCUGAUCAAUUUUCAAAUUGGGAGUUGAGACCCUUGAGAGAGAGUCAAAUAAUAUAUGCUGCAUUAGACGCGUAUUGUUUAUUGGAAAUAUACAGUCUAUUAGGAGAAUAUUCUGCAGAUAUGGAAAUACCAUUUGAUGAAAUCUGUGCUGAAAUACAACAUAUUCCACGUGCAUAUAGAGAGACUAAUAUGAAUAAAACUGCGCGUAAGAAAUCUACAUAUUCGAAUCCAACAAUGCCUAAUAGAGAUAAUGAAGAUUAUCGCGUGAACACGGGAGCUUCGCCGAAAUAUGGGACGGUACAUAAGCCUAAUAAAUAUGGAUAUUACAACAAGCAGAAUAAUCAAAAUAAAUCUGCACAUUCUGGAUUCAAUGACAGAUAUGAUAAUCAAAGGAAAUAUAAUGAUUAUGAUAAUCAUAAUCGUGAGAGAAUUGCACAGGUCGGAAUACUCCGAGUAGUUAAUGAUAGCAGAUAUGACCAAAGAAGAUACGACAGUCCUGAUAAUUACAGUCAGAAUAGACAGAAAAAUAUCAGAAUGAAUCGCACAGCCAACGAUAGAAAAUACGAUAACCAGAGACGACACGAUAAUUAUGAUAAUUAUAACAGAUAUGAAACUCAAGAUAGAUGUGGUAAUCAAAAUAAACGCGAUAAUUAUAAUAAAUAUGACAAACAGAGCAGAUGGGAAGACGGUAAAGGUAAACGAAAUAUCCCAGAUAAACAGAACAAGAAUAAACAGGAACCUAUUCGACGAAAUUGGGACUCGAUUGCUGCUCAUAUAUGGCGUGUUGUGUGCGACUCGAUGCUGGGUGGCUUGAGCAGCAAGUUGCGCAUGUGUGGCGUGGAUUGUGUGCACGUAUUAUUUGAUCAAGGGGGAGAUGAUUCCGCCAGAUUAGCAAUGCGCGAAAACAGGAUUUUACUAACGCGUAACAAAAAUUACGAAAGAUUUAAACAGUAUCUACCACUGGAGAAUUGCUAUAGAGUAAUGGCAGACACACCUGACAACCAAUUACGUGAAGUUUUACAUCACUUUGGUGUCAUGGUGACACAGAAUGAUAUUUUCAGCCGAUGUCAGAUAUGUAAUUGUGAUGAAUUUGUAAAAGUUCCAAAGAAGCUAAUGGAUGAUCUUGUACAAAGUUUCGUGAAAAUUAUAAGAAAGAAUAAUUAUCGAGUAUUGCCGAAUCAAGCCGAUAAUAUACGCACAUUACAAACCGAUAUUGAUGACUCCGAUGAUUUUGAACUUGCUCGGAAUCCGAAUAAUUAUUUCACAAACAGCGAACAUCGCACAUGGCAUCUGUCUGUGGACACCAUUGAUAUUGAUACAUGUACAACCAGAUAUCAAAUGCGAAUACAAAUCGAUAAGGUUCCGUUAAAUGUACUGAAGAAUGUGCAAGUCUUUUAUAUUUGCGAGCAUUGCGGAAAGAUUUAUUGGGACGGGUCGCAUUUGGAGCGAGCUCUUAACGGUGUUAUCAAAGAUUUAAUUGUUAAACAAUAAGUAUUAUACUAAAUGUGAUAAAAGGUGCGUGCUUAAAAGACUGACAAAGCACAAAAGAAAAUCAAAAUCGUCCUUAGUUCGAAAUUUCGAGUGCAUGCUAAGUGUUCCUACAAUCUACGAUUUCAAUGAUAAGUACGCGAUAUUGCCACGCUUGUUCAAGAUAUCUGUAUCUAUAUUAUUUGUGGCAUAGACAUAUAGUCGUGUCGUUAUGUCGUUACCACUCUUCCUUACAUUUAUUAAAGUACAAUAUUACAUUGUUACAUCUUGUUAUAUCUUGUUAUUUUGGAUAUACUGUGUAGCUUUAUGUAAUAUCACCACAAAUAAUCCUAAUUUGAAUCUUAUUUCUUCAAUCAAAUUAAUCGCCAUAUUACAUCAUAUAAAAUAUCUAUAAAUCUUCAUUAAUUACUUUAACGAUUAUUGCUAAUUAUUGCUGUAAUUUUAGCAUAGAUUGUUAAGUAAUCUGAAUAGUUUAGAACUUAGAUUUAUAUUUUUUUCUUUUUUGGUCUUUAAUUGGUAAGAUGACGAUUUCCGAAAUUAUUUUUGAAAAUUAAUGAUGCAAAUAUCCUAAGAUGUAAUUUUUUCUAUUACACGACUACAUGUUUGAUAUCGUAUAUAUUUCUUAUAUAAGAGCAAAUCAAGUGCAUGUAAAGUGCAUAUACUUCAAGUAUCUACUUUACUGCACAUUUGUAUCCUUGCGAUUGUUUCUCCUAAUAUUAAGCAAACAUUAUAGUACAAGACAUCUGAUUUUUCAUGAAAUAUAUCUUAGUUACUCACAUAUAUACAUAUAUAUAUUUACAUAGAAAAAUAUGUGUAUCUAUUUUUGAUCGAAAAGAGCAAUGAAAAGGAAAUUGAUACUAUGAGACAUUCUAGACUUAACAGUUUUUUAAAUCUAUAUUUCCUAUAUUUUCCACCAACUAUGUGUUAUAGCAAACUUUAUUUCUAUUUAAAUACAAAA
Messenger RNA from Pogonomyrmex barbatus (red harvester ant), 4175 nucleotides. RefSeq names its product exonuclease mut-7 homolog (gene Nbr). NCBI's taxonomy places the organism in Eukaryota, Metazoa, Arthropoda, Insecta, Hymenoptera, Formicidae. The record is from RefSeq and is a predicted model, not a curated record. Gene Ontology annotation, molecular function: 3'-5' exonuclease activity; nucleic acid binding. Gene Ontology annotation, biological process: nucleobase-containing compound metabolic process.